AUUACGAAAAAACUAUUUCCAUUGCUUUUUAUUAAUCCAAUGUGUUGCUUAAAAAAUGGCGAAUCGGCGAGCAAACUCUACACAAAUAAUUAAUAGAAAAGCGGCGGCCAAGAAUGGAUGCUAAUCAAAUGGCCGACAGUCAAACAGAGAGGGCACGUAACAACCUCGGCCACGCCUACUUCUCAUCUGGUAACGCCUAUUGGUGGAAAAAGCACGUGAUGGGAGGAACUCGUGUCAAUCACCUGUUGGUUGAGCUGCCAACCAUUCCCAAGGGGAGGUGUCCGUAGGGAGGUGCCUGUUACUCGUGCUCAUGACUGAACACAAAAGUGUACCCAGUGAGGUUUCCUGCUGUCAAUUCGACAUUUUGCUAUAAGCGCGACUGUUCGCAUCCAUCUAACGUUCAUGGUGUUCAUAUAUACUACAAACAGUUCGCCGAUGGAUUCAAUGUGACCCUGGCUUUUUGCCAAUCACGUGAUAUCGGCCGACGUCUAAAGGUCACUCAUGUACUAUCUGUCACAAAGGCAGACAGUUUUCUGGUCUUAACGUGUCGUCUGCUAUGGUUCCAAUGUUUGGUCUCCAAGAGACGGGGCUACAACCUCGUGGCCCCAUGGCGAGUAUGAAGGAGGAACCACUGAGUACAGCCCAAUUGGGAGCAGUCAGGAGUGGAUGGAUGCAGCCGGGCCUGAUCGACCAAGCAGCUACCAGUGUGGGACUAGGCAGAGCACAUUUCGAAAAACAACCGCCGUCCAACUUGAGAAAAAGUAACUUUUUCCAUUUUGUGGUUGCACUCUACGACAAGUCAGGUCAACCAGUCGAAGUAGAAAGGACAGGUUUUGUGGGAUUUAUAGAAAAAGAUCAAGAAUCGGAAGGCCAAAAGACGAAUAAUGGCAUACACUAUAGAUUACAACUCCUUUACGCUAACGACAGUUUAGUAUCUAGGAUGACCGUUGGAAGGUGUGCCGUUAGAUGUAUAAGCCUCUUUUAUAGCAUGUCUGGUCAGCUUGGUAGUGAUGGUCAGUUUGGCCAGAGAAUGACCACAUUUACACCCACGACAUUCACACAAGUGGCUAUAGUAUACGAAGGCCAAGAUAAAAAUCCCGAAAUGUGCAGAGUAUUGUUAACUCAUGAAGUAAUGUGCAGUCGGUGUUGUGAUAAAAAAAGUUGUGGAAACAGGAACGAAACGCCUUCUGAUCCGGUCAUCAUUGAUAGAUUUAAUAAACAAUGCUAUUCUUCUAUAGAAUUGUCUAUAUCAUUAUAUUCCGUAAUCAUAUCGACUCAAGUAAGUGUAGAUGGACCCUUGCUUGCUGUUUCGGACAACAUGUUUAAGCCACGCAAUGUGUGGCUUUGCAUACACGUAGCUGUAUCAAGUCUGUUAGUUCAUUUUGCAGCUACGCCGUGCAUCAAAGCCAUUAGUCCCAGUGAAGGAUGGACGAGCGGAGGAUCGACAGUCAUCAUCAUCGGAGACAAUUUCUUUGACGGAUUACAAGUUGUUUUCGGAACAAUGUUGGUGUGGAGUGAGCUUAUCACGUCACAUGCCAUCAGGGUGCAAACACCACCGAGACAUAUCCCUGGCGUUGUAGAAGUGACACUGUCUUACAAAUCAAAACAGUUCUGUAAGGGAGCACCAGGAAGGUUUGUUUAUGUCUCUUUGAACGAACCAACUAUCGAUUACGGUUUUCAAAGGUUAGCGAAACUUAUUCCUCGUCAUCCUGGAGAUCCCGAGAAAUUACCGAAGGAAAUAAUUUUAAAAAGGGCAGCCGAUUUAGCAGAGGCACUAUACAGCAUGCCUCGGAAUAAUCAACUAGCGUUGCCUGCACCUAGGUCACCCGCCCUCAACAAUGCUACGGCAAUGUCAGGGUUUAACGCUUACACAGGUCAACUUGCUGUCAACGUGCAGGAAAACGGAACUGGUAAAUAUCAUGAUUAUGGUAGAGCACAGAGUAACAGCGUAUCCCCUCGUGGUUAUGGUUCAAAUGCUUCCACCCCUCACAGUACAAAUGGUAGUUCCUAUGGUAGUGGUGCCAUGAAUGGUGGUUACGGGAGCCCAGCGAAUUUAGGUAACAUGCCCGUACCCGGUUCUCCCGGUCUUUUUAACGGCAUGGGAGGUAUCGUGUCAUCACCUUUUGCCACCAUGAAUCCGUUUGCUCUGCCCACCUGUAACGGACAGUCCUAUGGCGGCUCCAUCGUCACUUCCUCCAAAUAAGUGCUGCGAUUCUUCUUGUACAUAACUCAUCUAUUGCAACGUGUUCCUCUUCUUGUUUUUUCCACAUCCGCCGACGAGUUGUAGAUUUAAUGUUAUCCCUUUUUAUUUCUUCAUUUAAAAAAAAAAAACUAUGAUUAUAUCUAUUGUAAAUAUGUGUUUAAUUUUUGUACUCGUAUUUUUACAUUGCCAUUGUAUAUAAACCUCUGCUGUAGAUGUGUC
Messenger RNA from Centruroides sculpturatus (bark scorpion), 2422 nucleotides. RefSeq names its product transcription factor collier-like. The record is from RefSeq and is a predicted model, not a curated record. Gene Ontology annotation, biological process: regulation of transcription by RNA polymerase II. Bases 557 to 2203 code for a protein of 548 amino acids. Gene Ontology annotation, molecular function: DNA-binding transcription factor activity, RNA polymerase II-specific; RNA polymerase II cis-regulatory region sequence-specific DNA binding. Lineage: Eukaryota; Metazoa; Arthropoda; Arachnida; Scorpiones; Buthidae. The transcript is spliced from 14 exons.